Molecule: messenger RNA, 1099 nt
Organism: Antechinus flavipes (yellow-footed antechinus)
Lineage: Eukaryota; Metazoa; Chordata; Mammalia; Dasyuromorphia; Dasyuridae
Gene: NKAIN3
Product: sodium/potassium transporting ATPase interacting 3
Exons: 7
Coding region: 386-1099 (237 amino acids)
Biological process (GO): regulation of sodium ion transport
Source: RefSeq, a predicted model, not a curated record
CCCUCUGCUCCCCCUCCUCAAGAAGUAGACCUGAACAGUGGGGAGGAAGGGACCCCAGCCAGAUGCUCCAGUCCUCUGGGCUGCACUGACCUCAGCUCGCUUAGUCCGAAGAAACUAUAACAAAGAAGAGAGAUACCCCCCCUCCCCUCCUUAGCCAAGAAACCACUGCCCCCAAGCCCAGAAACAUAGAGGAAAAAGAAACAGAGCUUGGAGGCUGCAGAGGUGGUGGGGUCUGCCUGGAGGCAGGGAGCCUUCGCCCCUGAGUGGGGGCCGGGGUUGGAGUAGGAGCCAGGGCAGGCUUGGGGGGCUUGCAUUAGAGAAGACAAGCAAAGGAAGACGUCUGCCGGAGCUUCGGAGCUUUCGGGCUCGGACGCCGCCAGUCACCAUGGGAUGCUGCACCGGGCGCUGCACUCUCAUCUUCCUCUGUACUCUGCAGCUGCUCUCAGCAUUAGAGAGGCAGAUCUUUGACUUCCUUGGCUUCCAGUGGGCACCAAUUCUUGGAAAUUUUCUUCACAUAAUAGUUGUCAUCUUGGGCUUGUUUGGAACCAUUCAGUUUAGACCUCGAUAUAUAGUGGUGUACACGGUGUGGACUGCCCUGUGGGUCACCUGGAAUGUUUUCAUUAUCUGCUUUUAUUUAGAAGUAGGCGGGCUGUCUAAGGAUACCGACCUAAUGACAUUUAACAUCUCAGUGCACCGGUCUUGGUGGAGAGAACAUGGACCAGGUUGUGUACGGAGAGUGCUGCCACCUUCGGCUCAUGGAAUGAUGGAUGACUACACUUAUGUCUCUGUGACAGGCUGUGUGAUUGACUUUCAGUACCUGGAGGUCAUCCAUAGCGCCAUCCAAAUACUGCUUUCUUUGAUUGGCUUUGUGUACGCCUGUUAUGUGAUCAGUGUUUUCAUGGAGGAAGAGGACAGCUUUGACUUCAUAGGUGGACUUGACACACACUCCUACCAUCAGUCCCCCCAGGAUCAUGUUGAAUUAAAGCCUGUUAAACCUGUAAUACUUGGCACCAGCCCUUUAGGUGGAACAGUAGAGCAAGAGGAAGAAUUAUUUCCUGAGUUCACAUCUGACUUCAGAGGAAAAAUUGACUAUAAGUGA